AUGCUUGGUGUUGUUCAAGGUUGGAAGUGCCCACCACAAAUUGUUGACUUCAUCUCAAGUUUAGGGUGGAGUGCAAACAAUGAAUCUUUUGGUAAACUUGAUUAUGGUAAAGUUGAUUUCACAAGCUCCAAAUAUACUAUACUUUCUUAUAUGCUUCCGAUCAAGCUUGGAAAAUCGCUUUACAGUAAUGUGAGAGAACUUGUUGAAAAUGAAUUUGAUUCUGCAGGGUCCAUUGGGGAGAUUCCAUUGGUCGAAAUAACAAUUCCUGUGUUGGAGAAGAAUGAAGUAAACCAUGUGAAUGCAAUAAGUGAAGAAGAAGAAGAAGAAGAAGGAGAACAAGUGGCAGGUUCAAUUAAAAUAUCUCAACUUUCACAAAGAAGAAGCAAGAGAUCUUUUUCAUUGUCUAAAAUAGAAGCGCUUGUGGAAGCUGUUGAGACCCUUGGAGAUGGAACAUGGCGUGAUGUUAAAAUGCAUGCUUUUGAUGAUGCAAACCAUCGAACUUAUGUGGACUUGAAGGAUAAAUGGAAAACUUUGGUUCACACAGCAAGCAUUUCACCUCAACAAAGAAGGGGAUAG
Lactuca saligna is the source of this 576-nucleotide messenger RNA. NCBI's taxonomy places the organism in Eukaryota, Viridiplantae, Streptophyta, Magnoliopsida, Asterales, Asteraceae. The record is from the annotation of a GenBank genome assembly.